Symbiodinium necroappetens is the source of this 1125-nucleotide messenger RNA. The record is from the annotation of a GenBank genome assembly. NCBI's taxonomy places the organism in Eukaryota, Dinophyceae, Suessiales, Symbiodiniaceae.
AUGGACUGGUCGCAGAACCAGCGCUUGCAAGUCAGGUUCGGGGAAGACGGCGAGCGAUUCCUCGUAGAGCAUAUGCCAGCAGAUCACAGCUGCGGCUUCCAUGGAAUUGGCAUUGACAGACGAACAGCUGCAGCACUGCUGCUGCAAAGUUUAGGUGAUCCAGAAGUGAAGGAUUUCUUGGCAUCAGAUCUACUCGCUGCCAUCCAGACAGGAGAGAGAUCUUCUUUUCCUCGAGAGCUUCGCCAUGACACAGAUCUUUGGACACACCUCGCCGACUACUAUCGUCGGCAGGAGGCUUUGGAUCACAGACGCCGCGAGGCAACAUCCUUUCUUCAAGAUGUGGGCGCUUCUGCCGUCGUUCAGGGAGCCGUAGAAAGACUCGGCCUGGUGGAGGCCUUGAGACUUUUCUUCAAUGAGCUGAAGGACAAGGCUGCUUCGCUCCCAAGUGGCCGCGAAAAGCUUCUGGCAUUUCAGCUGCUGGCACAAUGUAAAUCGCAAGAGAAGGAGGCGGCCGCAACUGCGGCUGCGACAGCUCAGGCGCUGGAAAGACUGCGACAGCAAUGUGUCAGAUGCAUUUCUGCGUAUGUCUCAUGGGUCGGAAGUGACGACACCUUCUGGCUUUCGUUUCUUCGUGGUUGCGGAAGCUCAGAGCAUUCUGGCGGACUGCUAGAUGCCAUCGCAAAGGUCGCAGGCCUCACCAUCCGGGUUUGGGCUGAAGGUCACCAAGCCCCGCUGCUGUCAUUGUUGCACGAAGCACGGUUUGGCAGCCGCCUGGUGAACCUUUGGUACCAAAGUGAGCUCGGGCACUUUGAUCGCUUAGUCCCCUGCACCGGCUUUUGCGAGCUGCCCGCAGAACUGGUCGAGUAUCUGGAGCCAUGGGAGAAAGCGGCGAAGAAGUCCAUGCCGGAGCUACAGCCAGGUCCAGAGCUCCUCUCGUGCCUGCGCGCCGUGCAGCAGGUUCUUCGAAGCGCUUGUGUGGCAGUCGAGCGCGGAGUGGCCGUAACGGAGCGUCCAUGGCAGGACUUCAGUGCAGCCUGGGAUACCUACCAGAGAAACCUACUGCAAGGCCUGGGCAACCGUGAAGCCCACCAGCGCGCAACAUCCCUCAACUUGCAAAUCAUGUGA